AUGAAAUCAUCCACUCAGAGUACUAAGGCAGAGCGCGAUAAGCUGAGGAUUGCAUUUGUGCAUCCCGACUUAGGUAUUGGAGGCGCUGAGAGAUUAGUUGUUGAUGCUGCAAUGGGUUUACAGGAAAAGGGACACGAGGUCGUCAUUUAUACCAGUCAUUGCGACAAGGCACAUUGUUUCGAAGAAAUCAAAAAUGGACAGCUGAAGGUUGAAGUACUGGGCGACUUUUUGCCAACAAAUUUCAAUGGAAAGUUAUUUAUUCUCUUCGCCAAUCUACGUCAGCUGUACUUGACUAGCAAACUCGCAGUGACGGGAAGGAUAAAGAGCAAUGAUCUUUACGUGGUAGACCAGCUCUCAACAUGUGUACCACUGUUCCACAUGCUUGGUAAACGCAGUAAGGUUCUCUUUUACUGUCAUUUUCCUGAUCAACUGCUUGCUCCGAGAACAAGCCUUUUAAAGAAACUAUACAGAAUCCCUUUUGAUCUUCUCGAGGAACUAACCAUGAACUCAGCGGAUUGUAUUGUGGUAAACUCAAAGUUCACAAGAUCGGUUUAUCAUAAAACGUUCCGACUAAUGGCCCAAGAGCCUAAUGUUGUAUAUCCUUGCGUAGGGCUGGAAACCCAACGCGUGCCCAAUGAGGACCAUAGUCGUUUCAAUUCACUUAUGUCCAAUGAUACCAAAUUUUAUCUGAGUAUAAACCGCUACGAGAGAAAAAAGAAUAUCGAACUAGCAAUCACGUCUUUUGCGCUCUCAUCUCAAAGUUCUUGCUCAAAUGUCAAACUGGUCCUGGCUGGCGGUUACGAUGAAAGGAUAGUAGAAAAUAAGCAAUAUUUGAGGGAGCUUCAAGACGCUGCCCAUAACCUCAAGCUUUCCUUUGUAACAUUGCACUACCCACACUGGGAUGCCUCUAGUCCUUCAGCAGAUAACGUUGCAGGCGCCAAAAUCAUAUUUUUAACAUCCGUUUCGUCGUCUUUGAAAGAUUUACUUCUCCAGAAAUCGGAGAUGCUACUUUACACUCCCUCUCAUGAACAUUUCGGAAUUGUUCCUUUGGAAGCUAUGAAACUUGGUAGGCCUGUUUUGGCAGUCAAUAAUGGAGGUCCCCUAGAAACGGUGGUCACACUCACUCCCAAGCUCAAUGAGUCCGAGGCAACGGGUUGGUUGAGACCAUCUGACCCUGAGCAUUGGGCGGCCGCCAUUGAAGAAGCUGUACCAUAUCUGAGCGGCAAUCGUACAAUCUUUCAUGAAAAUGGACCGGCACGGGUUCGAAACCUGUUCUCGAGAGAUGCUAUGACAGUACAGUUUGAAAAGAAUAUUGGUGAGCUCUCGUGGAGCGACAAUAAAAACUCCUUUUUGCACUACAUAGCUCGUUUUGCCUUCUUUCUUGCCCUACUUCUGCCCGUCCUUUUAUUUUCAGGAGCCAGGGCAUGGCCGUUUGGCCUUUUUGUCGCUUCAUUUUCGUUUGCUUUUUGA
Lachancea nothofagi CBS 11611 is the source of this 1470-nucleotide messenger RNA. The record is from the annotation of a GenBank genome assembly. NCBI's taxonomy places the organism in Eukaryota, Fungi, Ascomycota, Saccharomycetes, Saccharomycetales, Saccharomycetaceae.